AUGCGUGUAGUGGAUUCAAUCGCCUUCCAUUAUGCAAACAACAACACACUGAACACGAGUGAUGUUCAAAUUGUUAAAGAACAAGAUGCCCUGUACGAUGUCCCCGUGGGUCUGAUCAUACUAUUGUCCGUGUUCUAUGGAACAAUCAGUAUUCUAGCUGUGAUAGGCAACUCGCUGGUAAUAUGGAUCGUCGUCACAACGAAGCAGAUGCAAACUAUUACAAACAUGUUUAUAGCGAACCUAGCCCUGGCGGACGUCACGAUAGGAAUGUUUGCCAUCCCGUUUCAAUUUCAGGCAGCACUGCUGCAGCGCUGGAACCUUCCCGACUUCAUGUGCCCCUUCUGUCCGUUCGUGCAACUGCUCAGCGUCAAUGUGUCCGUCUUUACGCUAACGGCCAUUGCCGUCGACCGACACAGGGCCAUAAUUAAUCCACUUAGAGCUCGCACUUCGAAAAACAUCUCCAAGUUCGUAAUUAGUGCCAUCUGGAUAUUGUCGUUCGCGCUGGCCGCUCCGACAAUUUUCGCUCUGCGGGUCGUUCCCCUGUCGCUGGUCGCACUGGGUGAUACCAAUGACACGUACAUCAACAUCACGAAACCUUUCUGUCAGGUGGUCAACUUUGAAGAAUCAGAAAUGCUCCUGUACCGGUACAUUCUAACGCUGGUGCAGUACUUCGUUCCGUUGUGCGUCAUCAGCUUCGUCUACAUUCAAAUGGCCUUUCGGUUGUGGGGAUCGAAAACACCUGGGAAUGCGCAAGAUUCGCGGGACAUGACGAUGCUGAAAAACAAGAAAAAGGUAAUAAAAAUGCUAAUCAUCGUGGUAGCUCUGUUCGCAAUUUGCUGGUUUCCGCUGCAGUUGUACAACAUUUUGAACGUUACCUGGUCGGAGGUGAACGAGUAUCGCUACAUUAACAUAAUCUGGUUCGUGUGCGACUGGUUGGCAAUGAGCAACAGCUGCUACAAUCCAUUCAUCUACGGAAUAUAUAAUGAAAAGUUUAAACGCGAAUUCCGCAAGCGAUAUCCAUUCCGAGGCCGGAACCCGCACGGCUAUCACCAGGAUCAGUCGACCGAUAAGAAUCUGUCGAUGUUCACCCGUGUCAGCUCGAUUCGGUCAAGCUACGCCACCUCGUCGAUUCGCAACAAGUUUUCCACCAGACCGGCGGGCUCGGCCGGUGGUUUCGGCAUCGGAUACGGCGGAGGUGGUGGAUUUUAUCAAAAUCACUGCCACGAACAGCUACAGCAAGCUCCACCGGCGCACAAGCAAGCACACCAGCAGUACAAAUCGACGGCUGUAGAUAACCGCAAUGGUUCCGAACAACGCAAAACGCACAACCCUCUCUGGGAAUCGAAAGACUGUUCCUGUCAGUUUCAGGAUAGGAAAAAAAUUCCGAAGUCUAGUUUGGGACAAAGGGAUUUGCUUUCGCGGGAUCCUUUCGGUUCGACGGUUUCCAACCGGACCGGUAAAGGUUUGAUUACACAUAAUUCAGACGAAGAUGGUUGUGACGAACAGAUAAAGCUUAAACUUAGCCAUCCUCAUCCGGAUACCACAGAUGACAACAGAGAAUCAGACGAUUGUUUACUGCCAUGGCAGUCGAAUCGAUAA
Sabethes cyaneus is the source of this 1599-nucleotide messenger RNA. Its product is annotated as substance-K receptor-like. The record is from RefSeq and is a predicted model, not a curated record. Gene Ontology annotation, molecular function: neuropeptide Y receptor activity. Gene Ontology annotation, cellular component: membrane. NCBI's taxonomy places the organism in Eukaryota, Metazoa, Arthropoda, Insecta, Diptera, Culicidae. Gene Ontology annotation, biological process: G protein-coupled receptor signaling pathway. The transcript has 7 exons. The coding region runs from base 1 to 1599 and encodes 532 amino acids.